AUGGCCAGCGCUUUGCUUCAUAUAGCUAUUUUUUCCAAGAGCUAUACAGAUUCAACUUGGCGUUUGGCAGAGCUCUCAUUUAUGCUUAAAUCUGGGGCAAAAAUUAUUCCUAUAUUCUACUAUGUAGAACCUAGUUAUCUCAGAUGGGCAGAUCAAGGGAAAGGAAUGUAUGUUCAAGCCUUUAAAGAUCAUGAGCAGAAGGGUAGAUACAGUGUGGAACAACUUCAGGAGUGGAAGACCGCACUUCACAACACCUCACAUUACCAUGGCCAAAUCAUUAAGAGUAAUGAGGAUGAGAUGAAGCUGCUAAAGAAUAUUGUGAGCGGUGUUUUGAAAGAAAUAAAUAAUAAGGUUCCAUUAGUGGUUGCAAAAUAUCCAGUUGGUCUGAAAGAAAUAGUAGAAGAUUUUAAGGAAUUUGGGGUAUGGGUGGUUCUGGAAAAACCACACCUUGCAAAAGAAUUGUAUAAUGAAAUAUCUUCUUCAAUGGAGAGGUCCAGCUUUGUAUUUCAUGUUCGAGAUGCCGAAACCAAAAGCAUGUUGCAUGAGAAGCAGAAGAAACUCCUCAGUGACCUUGGCAUCCAAGGUUUACUAUUUGACAAUAUUGAGGAUGGUAUGAGAAAUCUUUCAGGGGGUUUCAGAUCUUGUAGGGUAUUGAUUGUUCUUGAUGAUGUGGAUAGUAUAGAACAAUUGGAUGCUUUAUUAGCUAUGAAAGAUAUGUUUAGAAAGGGUAGUUUCAUCAUUGUUACCUCACGAGUAUUUGGAGCACAACUAUAUGGUGAGCUCCGCAAAGAGCAUUGGGAAUCACAGCUGGCUAAGAUCUCAAGAAUAUUGCCUCAUGAUAUUAAGCAAAGGCUUAGAAUAAGUUAUGACACCCUAGAUGAUGAAGAAAAAGAGAUGUUCCUUGAUACUGCAUGUUUCUUCAUUGGACAAGAGAGUAUGUUAGCAAUUGAAGUGUGGAAUGGAUUGGGGUGGACUGGUCUAAGAAGUUGGGAAAAGCUCUUUCAUAAGUGUUUGAAAAGAAUGAGCAUUCAACGAAUAAUGACGACCUCAAAUCAAAUAACAUGGAAUGCUCAUUUGGAACAAGUAUAUCUGCGUUUGCCAUCAAUGGUCAAAACACAUGGUGAGAUUGAUGAGUUUCGCGUUUGCUGCUCGCACGGACAACUCAUGGAUAACACAAACGGAGAAACUUUGUCACUUGCACCUCCUUUAGUUGGACUAAAAUAUUUAGUCAUUAGUGGAGAUUAUUUUAAUCAAGUAUUGGGUGAAGUAUCAAGGGAGCUGGUUUGGCUUCGUUGGUUCGAAAUUGGCCAGCGAAAACUUCCGUCAGGGCUUUCAUUGCAAAAGUUGAGGGUUUUAGAACUCUGCGAAGUAAUGGAUGAAACAGAUUUUGAAGGGAACUAUGGAGUAAACCAUCACUUGGAAGAGUUGUGGGGGGAGACUGACGGCGAGGCUCCUUUGCAGUUAAGGCAGUUGCUUGUUUCUCAAUGCCACAAAUUUCAAGGAUUAACUUCUCUGACAGAAUUUCAUCUAAUAGAAGAUUGCUGCGGAAUUAAGAAAAUCGAAGGUCUGGAAAAUUGCACAAGAUUGCAAGAAUUGAUUGUUGACACCUGCUGGGAGGUGACGGGUAUUGAAAGCUUGGGACGCAUGCAGAAUUUGAAGUGGCUGGGACUCCAAGCAAACAAGAGAUUAGUUAUUGAACGUUGUAUUCAAAGAAUACAGAUAAGAAUAUGUGCACGGGCUGUUCCCAAUGCGGCUUCACUUGUAAACUCCUUAAUCUCUCCGAACCUCAUGAUCGUUGCCUACUUCUCCAGUCAGACAAAAUUGCGUAAGGCAGGCUUGCCGCUGAAGAGUAGCUCCAAUGGUGGUGCCUCUAUAUUCUGCUUUGUUCUAAAUUGUAUUUCGGUAGAAAUUAUACUAAUGACUCGACCUCUUAGCCGAGAAUAUAUGGUAAAAGUUGGAAAAGGUAGAUGGGCAUUGGUAGGUGUCGUUACAGAAUGUUCCGGCGGCGGCGGGUACAUAACAUUACAAGCGGACUUUGGAGAAGAGGGCGGAAUAGUGGAGAAAGGUUUGGUUGUGGGAGGAAGAGGGGCAGAGCAAACACCAGUGGAGGCAGUUCGCAGCUUAUUGCCGCUUUUGCAAAGUUAA
Messenger RNA from Cryptomeria japonica (Japanese cedar), 2145 nucleotides. Its product is annotated as TMV resistance protein N-like. The transcript has 9 exons. The coding region runs from base 1 to 2145 and encodes 714 amino acids. The record is from RefSeq and is a predicted model, not a curated record. Gene Ontology annotation, biological process: signal transduction; defense response. NCBI's taxonomy places the organism in Eukaryota, Viridiplantae, Streptophyta, Pinopsida, Cupressales, Cupressaceae.